This is a messenger RNA of Sclerotinia sclerotiorum 1980 UF-70, 1401 nucleotides long. RefSeq lists its product as hypothetical. The record is from RefSeq and is a predicted model, not a curated record. Lineage: Eukaryota; Fungi; Ascomycota; Leotiomycetes; Helotiales; Sclerotiniaceae. Gene Ontology annotation, cellular component: cytoplasm; fungal-type cell wall. Gene Ontology annotation, molecular function: 1,3-beta-glucanosyltransferase activity. The coding region runs from base 1 to 1401 and encodes 466 amino acids. The transcript is spliced from 4 exons. Gene Ontology annotation, biological process: fungal-type cell wall (1->3)-beta-D-glucan biosynthetic process.
AUGAAGCAAAGUACAGUAGUCGGUCUGAUUGCCUCCAUUGCCUCCUUUGCCAAGGCUACAGCUGCCGGCACUCCGGUAUUAGCGGCAAGAGCUUCAUCUACUUCAAGCGUUGAGGCUGUUACGAUUUCGGGAAAUGCUUUCUACAAGGGUAGCGAUCGUUUCUAUAUUCGUGGUGUCGACUAUCAACCAGGUGGAGGAACUGGUACUACUUCCGAUCCUAUUGCCGACGCAACUUCAUGUAAGAGAGAUGUCGAAUAUUUCCAACAAUUAGGAAUCAACACAAUCAGAGUUUAUGCUGUCGACAACACUGCCGACCACGACGAGUGCAUGGGUUAUCUUGCUGAUGCCGGUAUCUACCUUGUCCUCGACACUGAUACGCCCCUCUAUUCCCUUAACAGAAACGAGCCCCAAAAGUCGUACAACAGCGUCUACCUUCAAUCCAUCUUUGCCACUAUUGACAAGUUCGCCAAUUACACCAAUACCCUUGCUUUCAUCUCCGGUAACGAAGUCAUCAACGAUGUGAAUAACACCAACUGUGCUCCAUAUGUCAAAGCUAUCGUUCGAGACAUGAAGGAAUACAUUGGUAGCCGUGGUUAUCGAUCCAUUCCUGUCGGCUAUUCCGCUGCUGACGUAGCUGCCAACCAAUAUACCCUUGCUGAGUACUUGAAUUGUGGAACUGAUGAUGAACGAUCCGAUUUCUACGCCAUCAAUGACUAUUCAUGGUGUGAUCCAUCUUCCAUGACCACAUCUGGCUGGGACACUCUUGUCAAAAACUACACUGGCUACAGCAUUCCUCUAUUCAUGUCUGAAUUUGGUUGCAUUACCAACACCAGAAAAUUUACCGAAAUUGCCGCUCUUUACAGUACUGAAAUGACCGCCGUUUUCUCUGGAGGACUUGUGUAUGAAUAUUCCAACGAGGGUAACGGAUACGGUCUUGUAGAUAUCAGUGAUGGAACUGUUACUACCACCGACCAAUUCACAUACCUCAAGGAGGCAUACGCAAACACUACUGCUCCAACGGGAGACGGUGGAGCCGUUACCACUACUGGAUCAGCAACCACGUGUCCAACGGAAAGCUCCGAAUGGAAUGUUUCGGGCGAUAGUCUUCCAGCUAUGCCUACCCCAGCCCAGAAAUUCAUGACUAAUGGUGCGGGUACUGGACCUGGUUUAGAUGGAGCUGGAUCUCAAGAGGCGGGUGAUACAGAGAACGAAUCUCAAGGCACUGCCACGGCAGGCUCUGGCGCAGUUACUUACACUGCUUCUGCCGGAUCUUCGAGUUCCACAUCUUCUAAAUCUGCUUCUAAAUCUGCCGGUGGUAGAAGUGUCGAAGUUGAUAUGAGAGCCUUUGGAGUUGUUGCAGUAACGCUUGCCAGUAUGGUCUGUGGUAUGUUGUUGCUUUAA